AUGGGCUUCGGGUUCGUGCUGCGCGUGGCGGAGCUGGAGGCUCGGCUUCUGGGCGCUGCGAGCGCCGACACCGAGGUGCGGUCGGAGGCCAUCGCCUUCGGCUUCGGGCUGAAGGCGGGCUGGCGGCUAGCGGUGCUCCAGACCGAGCGCGCGGAGUCCGUGCAGAAGCAGAGCGAUGGCCCCGUGGGCUGCGACAUCGGCGUGAACGGGGGCGUGGCGAGCGACGGCCCCGUGUGCGUCGACAUCGAUGUGAGCGGGGGCGCGGUCGAGUCCCAGUGCGGCGUGGAGAGCCGCGGCCCCGUGUGCGAAGAGGUUUCCGCAGCUGGCGCCGGCAAGAACUUCGACGCGAGCGGGGACGUGCGCAGGGACUUCACGCCGCAGCUCGGCGGCGCCAUGGCGCACGCUGUCGAGGAGCAGGUGGCCGCUGGCGGCUUGAGCUCGGAGGACUUCGAGCUCGCGUGCCCAGGCGGCCACGAUCUCGCCUUGCGCCGGCGACCACCUUUCGCCUUCGCGUGCGAGUGGACGGAAGAGGAGAGGGAGGAGAAGGAAGGCUCCCCCGCGCUCGCGGCCCUCGUGGUGUGCGCCGUGGCCUACGGCGCCUCGCAGGCCUUUUCGCUCGCCCGGGCACGGCCGGGCGCCGCAGCGCGCCACAGGCAGCCCCUGAGCCUGCGGAGGGCCGAGGCCGCCGCCGAGGUGGCCUCGAAAACGGGCGAUGUGGAGAACUACGAGUUCCAGGCCGAGGUCGGAAAGGUUAUGGACAUUAUCGUGAACUCGCUGUACUCCAACAAGGACGUCUUCCUCCGCGAGCUCGUGUCCAACGCUGCCGACGCGUGCGACAAGAAGCGGUUCCUCGCCCUGACGGAGAGCGACGCACCGCCGGAGGCGAUGAAGCUGCGGAUCACGACCGACAAGGACCGACGAAGCGCACCCUGA
Molecule: messenger RNA, 933 nt
Organism: Prorocentrum cordatum
Lineage: Eukaryota; Dinophyceae; Prorocentrales; Prorocentraceae
Source: the annotation of a GenBank genome assembly